Cadophora gregata is the source of this 10477-nucleotide messenger RNA. RefSeq lists its product as uncharacterized. The coding region runs from base 1057 to 9903 and encodes 2948 amino acids. The transcript has 3 exons. The record is from RefSeq and is a predicted model, not a curated record. Lineage: Eukaryota; Fungi; Ascomycota; Leotiomycetes; Helotiales; Ploettnerulaceae.
UGUCACUUCACGGUUUUGGUGGAACUGGAUGUGGAUGUGGAUGCGAAGAGGCAGGGAAAUGGAAAGACAAGGCGGAGACUGGGGGCGACCGCAUCAUCAUUCAAAUUCUUCGGUCUUUUCCAACAGACCGUUCGUAUCUACAACCUCAUUUUGCUCCUUUUACCUUUACUUUUGUUUCACUCCAGGAUCUCAUUAAUAGCUGCGGGCGCUGCAUAAUUUCAACAAUCCGUCCAUCCAAGCCCAGCCCAGCCUGGUCUUAGCUGAACCGCGAUAUCCAAGUUUCUCUCAUUCCCGAGAAGGAUCGUCAACACCACGCGCAAUCCUCACCUCGCAACCCUCUCUUCUCCGCCCCUCCUCCCUACCGAAGCCUCCGCAGCAUCAAUGCUCUUAUGGUUACGGCGAUAGGGCUGUCGUGAGGUCCGAGUCGCUGUAGAUUGCCCACCAUGGCGCGUCCUUUCCCAAACACCUUCGACAAGGAUUCCCCAAUGUGAGGAGACUGAAGAUGGAUCCAUGCUUCACGUCAUCGAUUGCUAACAGUCUACCAGGAGCCCACAAUCUGCCAUCUCUUACCAGACGAAUGUCAACCGACAGAAGACGAAGAAAUGGACAGAGGCAAAACCUGUAGAUUAUGGCGGAGAUGACUGGGGCGACGAUGAUGAUUACGACCCGCCUCCCCCUCCGAUCUCUAAACCGACCGGAUUGCGACAGCAAGGGCAAGGGCUAGCAAGUGCUUCGAAAGUGGAAUCACCAGUUGGAGACGGCAGCAAGAAAUAUGGCGAACUCCCAGCAUUGCCAGGAGCGAGCAACUCUAGACCACGAGCGAAUUCCUUCGAUGCCGAUGACGAGAGGCGUGCUUUUUCAAGCAGCGCAGCUCAACCUCCUCCAGCAUCCAAUGCCCCAGCUACAAGGUUCUCCCAAAUAACAGGUGUAGCAACGCCUCGGAAUGCGAGUGGUCCUCCAGCACUUUCCAUCAGUACUCAACAACCUGCUCAGCCUCCUGUUGGUCUUCGAAAACCUGGUAUCUCGCCCGUCGUCGAAUCUCCACAUCCCGAUAUAAUGAUACCCGGACCAGGAAGGGUCAAUACAGGGGGAAGCUCUAUCACAUCUCCUAUUUCUGACAUACGAACACCUUCGGCAUCGAGCGAUUUUCAGGCUCGACGGGAUUUCUCGCCUUCUGCAGUUCCCCCUCCACUCACUACUCGCGCUUCUCCAGCACCUCAAAGUGCGACAGAGGCGACCCCUAACCAGAGAUUUCCAGCUCGUAAAAGCAGCUUAAGCCAGGUUAGUAGUCCUCCUUUGGACGAGAUUAUGAGUGGGGGUGCCCUGGAUACUACCCCUAAGCCGUGGAUUGGAGCAAGGCCGGCCUCCCCAGGAAUAGGUGCGAAGUCACCCAUCAGUCCAUCCAAGGCCCUUCCGUUUAUCAGACCUGCAGAUAUUUACCGGCGAGCCGAAGAAGAACGGAGACAGUCAAUCGAAUCUGCUGGUAGGCCAAGUAUGGACUCUCUUAUGGGAUCUAAAUCCAGUGAUAGAUCAGAAUCUCCUUCGGGGCCAUAUGCCAAAGGCGGUCCAGAGAUCGGCGCUGCCAGGCGGAGAGCAAGUUUUGAGACCGACGAGACGUCUGACUCUAACCGACGUUUAAUGCCCAUGCUGGAACCUGUCAAGGAGAGGAAAAGCGAAUAUGGCUUCGAGGGCUUCAACGUCAACGAUCAUAAUCCACAGCAAAGGCAAGAAACUGAAAGUCGUAGUCUAGUUGUUGAAGAAGCACGUCGACAAUCAACUAGCCCUAAACUACCAGACCUCACCAGAGUGUCUGGUUUUGGCUUAGACAUGUUUUCAUCUCAUGAUAUGGAAGCUAUACGCAAAGAGCCUGAAACAACGACUACAACUGCAACGCUCUCCUCCCCAGAGCAGGAUUUGAAGCUAAGAGAACAGCCCUCGUUUGGUUUUAAGUCUGUCGUCAACCAGGCUUUCGAUACGACCGACGAUCAUUCACUCCCUGAUACGCCCGCCUCAAGAAGCGGAAGUGGAGUGAAUCGUACUGAUAGUGAAAGUACUGGCACUGGCGGGAUAAGUCCUAUCAUGAGCAGAGUAUCUAGCUCGGCCGUUCCCGCAGAAGCUCGAAACCGAGACACACCAACACCUGCUAUCAUGGAAACAGCCGAGCCUGAUUCUCCUGAGACGGCAGGAAAAUUCGGUGUCCGUGGGGGUGACUUUGCAGCGCCACAAGCUCCUGGAUUCAAACCGGGUCAUCGUCGAGAUAUUAGUGCACCUAGCCCCGGUAACAGUCCUGCUCCAACACCUGAUUUAGCUACGUCCCAAGUUGUUCCUGGAAGUCAACACGCUAUUGUAGACGAUACACCUCUCGACGUUGCUUCGCCUGCGAGUGAGGAGCCACUUCAUCCUCCACGUCCAUUUGCAGAGCGUGAACAUAGUUUCCGCCCUUCACUCCCAGGAGGAUGGACAUCAUAUGCGACGACAGCGCGGAGCGAAACUCCCACCCAGCCAGCGGUUGAGACUCCUGUCAAUGAAGUGGCACCAACGCAGGAGCCGACAGGAGUGGCACCAACGCAAGAUGACGAUGAUUAUGAUUUGACUCCAACAACUACCAAGCGAUCUUUGCCCGGAAGUGCUCUGGGUGCAACUAUUGCUGGAGCUGCCCUGGGCGGUGCUGCUCUUGGAAGACAUGAUCAUAAUAGCCCAUCUCAGACUCCGCUAGAUGAGAGCUCAAGAGCUUUAGGCAGCCCUCCUGCUCUAGGCUCUCCAGCCUUAACAAGUGGAAACACCAUUGCACCCCAAAUCCUGGAGGGGCUGCCGAAGCUCGAGCAAGCUCCAGCGGAGACACAGUUACGUCCAGACGUUGUGGAUAGACCUGUGUCUACUCAGUCAACUCCUCCCCCACCACCACCAAAAGAUACACCAACUGGUGACGUCGAUGGCCGGAGUUCAGAUUACUUCCCAAGAUCAGCGACGCCAGUGGUGGAGAGCUCUGCAGCUGGUCCUGGCACUGAAGAGGUGUCACAAUCACCAACCAGACCACAAGUCAUUCCUACUUUGAGCACCGAUUCCGUGGAUGAUGACGAAGAGAAUGACAAGCUUCGACAAGAAAUUGUCAAGAGUCUGACCCCCUCGCCUUCGAAUGCAACUGCACAUACCAAUAGUGCCCAGUCUGAUCGAGCGGACGAGAGCAGUCUCAGUAAUCCAAAUCGUGAAAGUUCUUACCUUCCAAGCGAGUAUGACAACUACUGGGCGACGACAGGUCAAGACCAAGAGGUCCCCGCUAUUCCAGGCGUGCACAAGGAUGUAUCUGAUGCUAUUUCGGCCAACGAAGGCUCAAAUAAUCCUGGCCUUGAGUCCCCAGUCCCAGCUCCGCUGAGCCCUCGUCGGCCUGAUGAGUCUUUGCAGCCUCCUCGACCUGCACUCCAGAGUCGAUUUUCAUGGGAGCAGAGCACAGAAGACGUGAAUGCUGGCCUGAAUCGUGACCAAGGAUACCUCGCUACGGAAACUUCGGCCAUUGGCCCCGCUGCCAGUGAAUUGCCCGGUUCUGUUGUACCCGUUCAGGAAGAGAAAGAAGUGGCCCCUCAGUCACCAGAGCCAAAAACAAUUAAUGAUCCAGUUGAGGACCACCACGGUACCAGAGACGCUGCUCUCAUAGCUGGCGGAGCUGCAUUGAUUGGAGGCGCUGCAGCAGUGACCUACUCAGACAAGCCGGAGGAAAAAUCUCGUCGGCUAUCGUUAGCUGAGGAGAAAGAUCCCCGGGUCUCCUCCAACCCCGUUUCUCCAACACCACCCGAGGAUGAGCAUCCAUCCAGAUCUCCACAACACCAGUUUCCAACUUCUCCAGAAGCUUAUCAGCAUUCACCAGCUCCUCCCAGUACGGUCUCGCCUGUCACAUCGUCUGUACAUCCGUUUCCGGCACCACCGCCGGGUAGACUCCUCGCAUUCCGAGAAAUCGUCGCUAUGAAGUCGCCUCAGGAACGAAUCAAGACAUUUGACGAGACAAGAUAUCGUUUUGCGACUAUGGAUUCUGGUCUGAAUGACUGGAUUUCGAAGUUGCAAGGGCAGUUUCCUGAUGAGCACGGUGGUGUGACAGGAUCUUGGGGGAAUUCAAGAAGCAGCAUGCCCAGUGGCUCAGCGCGAGGCAAAUUUACUAAGGCAGCAGCAAGUGGCCAGGCAGCACCUCUACAGCAGCCAUACUAUCAGCAAUAUCUGAAUGCUAGCUCUCCACCAGCACCGUCGACGCCAGUCAGUGGUGGCCCACGACCUGCGCCUAGUAUGCCAUCCGGUUCGCAGCAAGGCUUUUCAUCCGCUGGUAGUAAAAUUACUACACAUCAGGUUCAGGCUAAAGGAAAGGAACUACUUCAUACUGCUGGUAUAUUUGGUGGUAAGGCAGGCAAGGCCGGGAAGGGAUUACUUGCAAAGGGCAAGAACAAGCUUCGAGCUGCCGGUGGCGGCGACAAGACAAGUCCACCACCCCCCAAGCCUAAAGCAGACCGCCGCUCUUCUUGGGGCCUCCCACUCUCCAUUUCCAGAUCCUCAGGCCGACCAGAUGCCAUGUCCCGGAACUCACGAGAAAGCACCCCCAGUUCUAUUCUUGGCCGCUCAAGAACAAAUACCAUUCCUUCAGGGGAGCCACCCGCCCCGCCGCAACUCCCGGCUGUCGCGACCGGUUAUUCUCUGGGUGGUGUUAUGAGUGGAGCGCUCCCAUCCGAACAUCCCGAGCCAUCGAGGGAGGAAACCUUAACCACGCAUCCAAUCGCCUCACAUUCCCCAGCUAAUCACCAAACUCAAGAUGUUUCCCAAUCGGAGACGAGAGAUACCCUUGGUGUUCCGGCUCCAAUUGGUAAGAAUCAACCUAGUUGGGACCCAUUCAAUGCCACGCCCAUUGCUGAGGAAGAUGGCUUUCACUACGAGGAGAGACCGAAACCUCGGCUCUCGUCCGAUCCGGAUGGUAAUGCAGAUGGGUUAUCUGUGCCGGCUGAUAAUUUGGCGAAGAGUGAUCGGUCCAAUAGUUCGGAUGCGCAGUUCUUUGAUGCACGUGAGGAUUCGGAGGAUGUCAAUGAUGACUGGGUGAUCGUGAAGCCUGAACAGGAAGCGAAUGCUGUCGGUCUCCCUUCUGGCUCAAUGCCAGCAUCGAAUAUUGAGCCAGCUGGACAACAAAGCCAAGAUAAACCUGUGGCCAGUAUUCUAGACCGGCCAAGAGGAAGUUUCAGCCAGGAGCUUUCGCCGCAGUUCCCAGUUCAAGCAAGAGUGGAGGCGGGUUCUACACAGAGUGUAGAGGGCGGACCAACGACAAGUAUCCUGAAUCGCCCAAGAGGCAGUUUCAGUUACGACACUCCUCCAGGAUCGUCACCAAAGCCAAUAACCUCUCCUUUCUCAAGUCCACCACUAUCGAAUACAACACAAUCUUCCCAACUUAUACGGAGGUCCGUAACACCUCCUGCUCCCAUCGCUGCAGCAGUCACCGUACCUGCUUCUCAGCGCACGCCUUCGCCGCAAAAGGCUGCGGAAGCACAAGCACAGCCUGAGAAACAGAGCGGUUCAUCAUCUUUCUUACCGCCUAUUCGACGGACUUCUACGUUUGGGAUUGGCUUUGGUUCGAGACAGCCUAAGCAGAGGUUUGCUAUUGAUGAUAAGGAGGAAGCGAGUUCACCGAGAGUGGAUGUUGUUGAGUCUCCAAGAUCUGUGGAACAGCCUGGCCAGGAGCUGAAAGGCGAUCAUUCCCGUGGGUUGGCAGGAGCGGCUGUUGGGGCGGCUGUGGUUACUGGUAUUGCUAGUCAGAGAAACAACCGGCACGAUGGCCAAAGCGAGAAUCAGCGUCCCCUUUCUUUCCAUCAAGCUCAGGCCGAGCCUGUGCCAUCUCAGAGACAAGGAAGUUUCUCUGCUGAAUCUACUGGUUUGAGCCCUCCAGACGAUACCAAUACAUGGGGCGUGCGGGAUGAGGGACCACAGAACCAGGUACAUCCACCUCUACCUCCAUCAUCUGGGAAACAGAGACAAGCUUCUUUUCCACCACCUGGGUUUGUUACAGAUCCAACGCCACUGAAAGGCCUUGCGGGCGGUCAGCAUUCAAAUAAUGAACCAGUUUUCGCUGCAGAGCCAGAGGAGCUUAGUCCUCGAGAUGAUACGAACACUUGGGCCGUUCAUGAUGAGCUUCCUCCUAAUCUGAUCCAUCCACCAUUGCCAGGCGCGUCUGGCAAGCAACGACAGAGUUCCUUCCCACCACCAGGUUUUGCAAUUGACGCGAAUGUCCAUGGGUCUUCGCAAGCUACUCAGCUGGUGGAUACACGAAACCCAAUGCCAGAGACUCCUCUCAAUGCUCAAACGGGCGUGCCAAAUUCACAGAACCAACGGCAAGCUUCAUUCCCACCACCGGGCUUUCAAGUCGACUCUCAAGCUCAUGGUCCUCCAGAGACCAUUCGAGGGGUAAAUCUCACUGAUGUAGCGCCUCGAACACCAUCUCAUGCGAGGAAAAAUUCAAAUGAGCCAGGAUCCCGGCCUCUAUCCUUCCAACGAACUCCACCUCAUGCAACAGGACACCAACGCCAGCCUUCUCUACCACUAAGCUUCACUCGAGAGCCUGAGGAGAUUGGUCAUUCUACUGAAAACGUUGGAGAAGGAAGCUCGACUUACGGAUCGGACCCUCAACGGCACAUGUCGUUGCCUCCACCAUCAAGAGACCCCGAGAAGGAAGAUUUCGGCAUCCCGCAGAAGUCUUCACAAAGGCAAUCUUUCCAGGGACCUCCAGCCCAGACCUCUCCACCACAAGAUCCUAAAGCUAUGUUCACUCCACCUCGAGCAGAUAAUAUACUACAGCGUCCUGAGUUCAAAGAAUCACAAGUAGAAUGGCGACCGAAUCGACCUAGAGUUGUGACUAAGCCAUCUCAACCCUCUUACUCAUCGGAAUCCUACGGUAAAGAGACAGGUUUCUCAGCAGCUCGUACGAAUUCAUGGGAUACUCAACCACCGCCAAGGGGAUAUUCUGGAUCGAGUAGCUACAUGCAACGCCAGGAUAGCCAGUUCUCUGAAAAGGGCGGUUGGACAUCACCUCAGCAGUCAAAGCCUUUCGAGCAGCCCCCAUCUUCUGCCCAGAGAUACCCUGACCUAUUCAAGCCUGGCGGACAGCAACCUGUUGUGGAAAGCCCAAGGGAGGUGGAUCUCCCAGCUCACUACUACCAAGCUCCUAUCUCUCGAACUCAAGCCUUCUUGCCGAGACAACAAACAAAUGAGUACCAAUUACCUGGUGUCGGUCCGCCAGAACCACCACCAACCAAUCCUUCUCGUAGGAACUCGGGCUUCUUGAGAGACAUUGGUGGGAGACUCUCCCGCGGAUCUUCGAGAGAGCGACGGAACUCGGUAUCCAGAGAUCCAGAUCGUCUUUCUCCAGAACGUGGACUUGAUUCUCGAGGCGAGUAUGCCGAAUCCAGCGUGAUGUCCGAAGAUGGUCAAGAGCAGAAGAGGCGCCGAGCUAGCUUUUUCGGGCACUUGAGCCGCAACUCAUACUCAGGACAGAGUCCGCCCAAGAGUCGCGAGAGUGUCAUUGCUCACCAUGCAGGAUCUCGCACUGAUCUGCUGAUAACUCCGCAGCCGUCCCCAGUGAAACGAUCGUUCUUCGGUAGUAAUUCAUCAGAGCCUAAGGCAGCACCUAAAAAGUUGAUCAGACAAUCUACUACCGGCACGAUGGAUUCUCCCGCCAAAAAGAAAGAGAAGAACCGAUUCUCUGCUCUUGGUGGACUCUUUGGAAAACCUAGUCCUGCGAAGUCAGUCUCUCAACAACGACCCCAAGCUACAAGGGAAUUAUCUUAUGAUGAACGCCAACCCAUUGAGUCCCCGCAACCCGACCCACAGCAACGUACGCCCAACAAGUACCAGACUCCAGAUAAAGCACAAUUACGUGCCGAAUCGCAGUCUAGAAGAGGUGUACUUACCAAGCUUUCGUCAAGCGUUGCGCCGCCUCAAGAGAAAGAGAAAUCUCGACGGCCGUCAGCAGCGGGAUUACUGAAUGGAUUUAUGGGGAGGAAAUCGUAUCAGAAGGAGAAGGGCAGCGAGGAUUCGAGAUCGCAGGGGAGUGCGCCGCAGGUUGGGCCUCAGCCCUUGUUGGCGCAGACUUAUACAGAUCUUCAACAGGAGGGUCAAGGGCAAGUGCAUGCCCGAACUAGUUACAGUCGGACAAGGGAGAGUCCAUCUCCCCAUCAAUUUCAAUCCCAGCAGCACCAACAAGUUCAGAAUAGAUCUCAGACGAGAGAGAUACCGUUUCAGGACCCAAGCUUGCUUCAUCAGGAUCGAGGACGUAGAACUAGCCGAGAGCCGCAGUAUGAUAGUGUGCCUAUCCCUGGUGGAUACUCGUUGGUUAGAGGACAAGGCGCUAUGGCUGUGCCGACAGAAUAUGAUCCCAGAGGUCUGAGUCGCUAUCAACAACAACAAGCACAGCAGCAAGUUGACCCACGGUACAUGCAACCCCAACAGUACCAAAGUCCACCACCAGCCCAGUCUCAAGGAUCAAGACAUUCAUACCAGAGUGCCAACCAAUCUCCACACGGACACGACCAACAACAAGAAUACGUCCCACAGUAUACAGAGCAACCACGUCAACACCAACCAGACUCUCGAACCUCGCUAUCCCAACCCCAACCUCACCUCGGCGCUCUCGAAACCUACCGCGACUACACCACCUCCCACCGCCGCAUAAGCCACGAAGACAUCCUCGCUCGCUCCCCACCCAAACCACUAAUCGACCAACAGCGACCCUACCAGAUCUCUCUCCCCGGCGGCGAAAUCGAAGACGACGAUGACGUCGAAGUCGAAACGCCAUCUCGCUCUCAGCACCACCAACAGCAACCGCAACAACGCCAAACAUCCACCUCCCGCCCUCCACAACACGAAGUUAUCCAGCGCCUCCAACAACCCACUCUCCGGCACCCCGAAUCCCCAGCCGGGUAUCCCCUACCAGAAGACACGGUAUUCAGCCCUGUGAACCCAUCAGCUGUGGAUUUCCCGCCGCCGCCGCCACCGAAGUGGCCGGGCGGACUGGGUGAUGAGCUGGCUCCCCCUCAACUAUUACACCAGUCUCAAGACCGGAAUUUGAGUUGGAGAGGUGAUGGACAUGCCUCAGUGCUAGACAACAAUGACAGCGACCUGGAUAGAUCCAAUACCCGCCGCACAGCCGUCUCCGCCAUCUCAGGUAUCUCGGCUCCUCGUCCUCGGAGCGGAGAGAGCCAGAAUGGUGGGGCGGGCCACGCCGCUGGCCAACAGGGGGGGUUGAACGUUCCGGGCCAUCAUGAUCAAGAUGUCGGUAUGCGCGGUGGUAUUGGUGGUGGGAGUGGGGGAAGAAGUGUCAGUCCGAGCCCGACGCCGCCGAGUCCGAUGGAUGAGGAGGGUGGGAGGGAGAGAGCUGGUGAGGGCAUAAGGAGGACGGAUGUCGAUGUACCGCAGAGGGCGAGUAUGGAGGAUUUAUAUAGUGCUUCGCCGCGCUCACCGAGAGGAGGAUCUGGUGGUGGUGAUGGUAGGGGGUUUGUGGAAUCCGAUGGACAUGCCCAUCCCAACCCCAACGCAAAUGGCCAACCCAUUGGUAAAGAGAAUUCCCACCUCAAUAUCCCGCGCGAAAUUUCUAGGGAACGAUAUCAAAACCUCGGGAAUGGAAAUGCAAAUGGAAAUGCGAAUGGUGGUGUUGGAGCUGGUAUUGGAAGAGGAGGUGCAGGGACCAAACACCCGGAAGAAAAGAUCUACUACCAUAGUUCGCGGCAGCAUACCGGUGCUAUUGGACAGCAGGAUGGGCCGGCGGAGUUGGAGGAUCAUGAGACGAGUAUGAGUGCUACGAGUUAUCCGGGUCAGGAGUGGAAUCCUUAUGCGAUGGGUGCGUGGGAUGAUGGGCCUGAUGAUGUGGCUCCUACGGCUUCGUUUCGUUGAUCUGAGUGGAAGAGUACGAGCUCAGUUGGGUGAUACGAUGCAACGUGAUGUGUGUUUUCGAGAAGUGCGGUCAUUAAAUAUCGACAAACAGCGGUCGAUGGUUUGCUACCAGAUGAAAACGUCGUUGAGUCGAUGUCUCCAUGUGUGAGCUGAAGGCCCGAGAUUUCAGACGCAAUCAUUAUUAUAGGGGAAGAAGGAGGGGAAAGAGAGGGAAGAAGUAAUGUACAGCUUGACUCGGACAUCGCAGCACUUUCCUUUCGUGCAUGUAUACCCAAUCCUAGUGGAAGCUACGAAAUACAUUUAAGCAGACGGAGGUCUAAUUAUAUCUAAUAUUCGCUGUACUGUAAUGUACUGUACUGUAUAUAAAUGCCUUUACCGUCGGUGGCGGCAUAGUCUGAAGACAAUCAAUCAAUCGGGGCAGAAAGUUAUUCCGUGUCCAACAGAAUGGUCCAUGAGCUCGUACUGUACAUGAAAGGAAUAUUUUGUCGAAUCUAAGAUGACAUCUCUACUUCUGCAAUCUGAAUGCCUGUUCAAAUGCAAUCUUCUUCAUCGCUCUUUGCCCUUUGACAAUGCC